CAAGAGCCCUUCCCACAAACACGGCAAAUUAGUUGGGUUUUCACAGUUCUCAAGACACUAAGCAACAGUGAGGAAUCUUCAAGUUAGCAAGUUUUUCUCUACCGCCACGAUGAAGGACUUUCUUGUCGUCAGUCUCGUCUUGACCGCAUACAUCUUAUCGGACUCCGUGGGACAACCAGACAAUCAAGAUGGCGCGGGGAUACAGAUGAGCUAUACAAUAUCCAACGGUAACAGCAGCUCGGUGGAUCCCCAACCGGCCGUCAACACCUCCACAGGGGCCCACACGAAUGUCGGGGUGUGGAGGGCUAGAUACAGAGGCCACGGACAUGGCCGCAACGAGUCAGGGCGGGGCGGCGCAUUGCGACGGUACCGUCUGAGGCAGCAUCGCAGACGACGACCACGGCUGAACCUCACGGCGUCAGCGUAUCCACAUAGUCAAGGCCGACGACCACAACGACUCGGAAACGUCCAAAGACGCGCCGAGCAGCUUCGUAGACAGGGUGGAACACGGCGUCUUGUCGCGACCGGGUCUCACACUCUUUCGACCGGAACCAGAACAAACACAGGGGGCGUGGAUCCUUUCAUGGCACUCCAGAAUGGACACAGACAAACCGGGCCUUUCCAGGAUAGACAGACAGCUUACGACUUUCUUAGCAAUGGCGGCAACAGUUUCAGACUCCGAAACGAGAACCAACGAGAACGUCGCGACGAGAACGCGCGAAUGGCUUCCGUUAUGUGCGGCGUGUUCGGCAAACAGUUCGUCCCGAGCGCUAUUGGCGGCAGGUGCGUGGAUCCGGCCUAGAUACCACGUGAUAUUAAUGCACACCUAUGUAUAAUUAAAAUUUGUUGUUAUUUGUGUACAGACGGUGGGAUAGCUCAAACAAUCGACUGUCUGGAGGUCGUGACGGCAGGAAUGAAAUCUUUCAUGCAUAAUGUGUAUAUAUUGCUAGAUAAAGGCUACGAUAUUUAGUUUAAACGUGUUUAUGGACACUGUUCGUGCAAUGUAAUAUCUAUCACUACCUAUCACUGAGGAACCGAUGUUAAAAUCAUAAAUUUAAUAGGAAAUAUUGCCCGAUUUAUGGGGCACGGUACCUGAUUUUGAUUGUUUUCGAUUGGAUGUUAUUAUUUCACGGGUCUUAAUUAUAUACCCCAGUGGUAACAACCGAGGGUAAAACGAUCGAGGCCACGAUGAUCCUUUAAAUUGAAACGCUUGACAUUAGAGCACAGAUGGCUCUCAAACCUUUAACACAAAGCGAUCUUAGCCUAUGUUAAAGUAUGGGAGUUACGAUCAUCUUGGCUCUAAGAUCGCUUUGUGCAAGUGGGCCCAGGUUCUGUCAACUUUGCAAGGCUCUGUUCAGGAUUACUGGUAUGUGACGAGAAUUGCAUUGGGGAAGUCCAUGUACAUACAUAUAUACUACUAAAAACGUUUUCGAUUCUUUCUGACUCGUUCUGUACGAUUCUUUCAUAUUACUAUAAGAUUCUUUCAUUUUACUGUGGUUAAUAUGUCGUGUCAGGACAGUACAGUACAGUAAUAUGAAAGAAUCGAGUGAUCUGUAAGUUAUUGUGAGUAGUAUACUAAAAAGCCAUGGUAUUGAUGUAGUAUAUUAACAAGCCAUGGUAUUGAUGUAGUAUACUAACACGCCAUGGUAUGGAUGUAGUAUACUUACAAGCCAUGGUAUGGAUGUAGUAUACUAACAAGCCAUGGUAUGGAUGUAGUAUACUAACAAGCCAUGGUAUGGAUGUAGUAUACUAACAAGCCAUGGUAUGGAUAUAGUAUACGAACAAACCAUGGUAUGGAUGUAGUACACUAACAAACCAUGGUAUGGAUGUAGUAUACUAACAAACCAUGGUAUGGAUGUAGUAUACUAACAAGCCAUGGUAUGGAUGUAGUACACUAACAAGCCAUGGUAUGGAUGUAGUAUACUAACAAGCCAUGGUAUGGAUGUAGUAUACGAACAAGCCAUGGUAUUGAUGUAGUAUACUAACACGCCAUGGUAUGGAUGUAGUAUACUAACAAGCCAUGGUAUGGAUGUAGUAUACGAACAAGCCAUGGUAUUGAUGUAGUACACUAACAAGCCAUGGUAUGGAUGUAGUAUACUAACAAGCCAUGGUAUGGAUGUAGUACACUAACAAGCCAUGGUAUGGAUGUAGUAUACUAACAAGCCAUGGUAUGGAUGUAGUAUACGAACAAGCCAUGGUAUGGAUGUAGUAUACGAACAAGCCAUGGUAUGGAUGUAGUAUACUAACAAACCAUGGUAUGGAUGUAGUAUACUAACACGCCAUGGUAUGGAUGUAGUAUACUAACAAACCAUGGUAUGGAUGUAGUAUACUAACAGGCCAUGGUAUGGAUGUAGUAUACUAACAAGCCAUGGUAUGGAUGUAGUACACUAACAAGCCAUGGUAUGGAUGUAGUAUACUAACAAGCCAUGGUAUGGAUGUAGCAUACGAACAAGCCAUGGUAUGGAUGUAGUAUACUAACAGGCCAUGGUAUUGAUGUAGUAUACUAACAAGCCAUGGUAUGGAUGUAGUAUACUAACAAACCAUGGUAUGGAUGUAGUAUACUAACAAGCCAUGGUACGGAUGUAGUAUACUAACAAGCCAUGGUAUGGAUGUAGUAUACUAACAAGCCAUGGUAUGGAUGUAGUAUACGUACAAGCCAUGGUAUGGAUGUAGUAUACUAACAGGCCAUGGUAUUGAUGUAGUAUACUAACAAGCCAUGGUAUGGAUGUAGUAUACUAACAGGCCAUGGUAUGGAUGUAGUAUACUAACAAGCCAUGGUAUGGAUGUAGUAUACUAACAAACCAUGGUAUGGAUGUAGUAUACGUACAAGCCAUGGUAUGGAUGUAGUAUACUAACACGCCAUGGUAUGGAUGUAGUAUACUAACAAACCAUGGUAUGGAUGUAGUAUACGUACAAGCCAUGGUACGGAUGUAGUAUACUAACAAGCCAUGGUAUGGAUGUAGUAUACUAACAAGCCAUGGUAUGGAUGUAGUAUACUAACAAGCCAUGGUAUGGAUGUAGUAUACUAACACGCCAUGGUAUGGAUGUAGUAUACUAACAAACCAUGGUAUGGAUGUAGUAUACGUACAAGCCAUGGUACGGAUGUAGUAUACUAACAAGCCAUGGUAUUGAUGUAGUAUACUAACAAGCCAUGGUAUGGAUGUAGUAUACUAACAAACCAUGGUAUGGAUGUAGUAUACGUACAAGCCAUGGUACGGAUGUAGUAUACUAACAAGCCAUGGUAUGGAUGUAGUAUACUAACAAGCCAUGGUAUGGAUGUAGUAUACGUACAAGCCAUGGUAUGGAUAUAGUAUACGAACAAGCCAUGGUAUGGAUGUAGUACACUAACAAGCCAUGGUAUGGAUGUAGUAUACUAACAGGCCAUGGUAUUGAUGUAGUAUACUAACAAGCCAUGGUACGGAUGUAGUAUACUAACAGGCCAUGGUAUGGAUGUAGUAUACUAACAAGCCAUGGUAUUGAUGUAGUAUACUAACAAGCCAUGGUAUGGAUGUAGUAUACUAACAAACCAUGGUAUGGAUGUAGUAUACGUACAAGCCAUGGUACGGAUGUAGUAUACUAACAAGCCAUGGUAUGGAUGUAGUAUACUAACAAGCCAUGGUAUGGAUGUAGUAUACGUACAAGCCAUGGUAUGGAUAUAGUAUACGAACAAGCCAUGGUAUGGAUGUAGUACACUAACAAGCCAUGGUAUGGAUGUAGUAUACUAACAGGCCAUGGUAUUGAUGUAGUAUACUAACAAGCCAUGGUACGGAUGUAGUAUACUAACAGGCCAUGGUAUGGAUGUAGUAUACUAACAAGCCAUGGUAUGGAUAUAGUAUACUAACAAGCCAUGGUACGGAUGUAGUAUACUAACAAGCCAUGGUAUGGAUGUAGUAUACUAACAAGCCAUGGUACGGAUGUAGUAUACUAACAAGCCAUGGUAUGGAUGUAGUAUACUAACAAGCCAUGGUACGGAUGUAGUAUACUAACAAGCCAUGGUAUGGAUGUAGUAUACUAACAGGCCAUGGUAUGGAUGUAGUAUACUAACAAGCCAUGGUAUGGAUAUAGUAUACGAACAAGCCAUGGUAUGGAUAUAGUAUACGAACAAGCCAUGGUAUUGAUGUAGUAUACUAACAAGCCAUGGUAUUGAUGUAGUAUACUAACAAGCCAUGGUAUGGAUAUAGUAUACGAACAAGCCAUGGUAUUGAUGUAGUAUACUAACAAGCCAUGGUAUGGAUGUAGUAUACUAACAAGCCAUGGUAUGGAUGUAGUAUACUAACAGGCCAUGGUAUGGAUGUAGUAUACUAACAAGCCAUGGUAUGGAUGUAGUAUACUACAAGCCAUGAUAUGGAUGUAGUAUACUAACAAGCCAUGGUAUGGAUGUAGUAUACUAACAAGCCAUGGUAUUGAUGUAGUAUACGUACAAGCCAUGGUAUUGAUGUAGUAUACUAACAAGCCAUGGUAUGGAUGUAGUGUUCUAACAAGCCAUGGUAUUGAUGUAGUAUACUAACAAGCCAUGGUAUGGAUGCACAACGAUUUAUUUAACUUGUUGUGUGAAGUGUUGGUGCAGUUUGAUAAAGGUGGAAAUAUUUGCAUCGAAACGUCUCACGUGUAAAUAAUAACAGUGUCCUGCAUAGAGAUGCAUUGCUGCAUCAGAUACCUUGACUUUUGUUUUUGUAUCGUCAUUGCCUCUGUUGACACGCGCAUACUUACGACAUACUCAUACUAAAUAUACCUCAUGUAUUAAAACGUUUACACUGA
Molecule: messenger RNA, 4758 nt
Organism: Haliotis rufescens (red abalone)
Lineage: Eukaryota; Metazoa; Mollusca; Gastropoda; Lepetellida; Haliotidae
Exons: 2
Coding region: 110-802 (230 amino acids)
Source: RefSeq, a predicted model, not a curated record